AUGGCGCCCAGUUUCGACACCCUGACCGAGCAGGAUUUCCACGAGGAGGAGGAGGAGGAGAUUGACUUCUCCGAUCUCAAGGAGCAAUAUGAAGUCAAGUUGGAGGAGGGCCUGGACACUUUCGUCGUCAUCGAUGGCCUCCCCGUUGUGCCCGAAGAUAGCCGCCAGAAACUCGUCAAGUUCUUGUUGAGAAAACUCAACACUAUUGGACACACCUCCGAAGAUGCAGUUUUCAUGCCCUUGAACGACAAGGGCAUGUCCGAAGGAUUCGCCUUUGUUGAAUACGAGACCCCCGAACAGGCCCUCGCCGCCGUCAAGCAGCUGCACGGUGUUCCUCUCGAUAAGAAGCACACCCUGGCUGUGAACAAGUUGAUGGAUAUUGAGCGCUAUGGUCGUGAGGGACGCAUCGAGGAGGAAUACCACGCUCCCGAGCUCGAGCCUUUCAAGGAGAAGGAGCACCUGCGCUGUUGGAUGGCUGAUGCCCACGCUCGUGAUCAGUUCGCCCUCUACCGGAACGACAAGGUCGGCGUGUUCUGGAACAACAAGUCCAACCCACCAGAGAACGUCGUCGAUCGCGCUCACUGGACACAACUUUUCGUCCAAUGGUCCCCCAAGGGUACCUUCCUUGCCUCCGUCCACCCUCAAGGUGUCCAGCUUUGGGGCGGCGCGUCCUUCUCCAAGCAAAAACAAUUCCCUCACCCCUUCGUACAACUCGUUGAGUUUUCCCCUCUGGAGGGCUAUUUGACGACAUGGUCCUCUCGCCCCAUCCAGGUCGAGGAGGGCCAGCCCAUCCUGACCUUCGAGGAAGACGGAAAGAACAUUAUUGUCUGGGAUAUCGAGUCUGGAAAGCCUCUGCGCUCCUUCGUCUCCCACGAUCUGGCUGCUCCCGCCGCCGCCGAGGGUGAAGUUCAGCCUAAGAAGAAGGUCCAGUGGCCUGCUUUCAAAUGGUCUGCUGAUGAGAAGUACUGCGCGCGUAUGCACCAGGGCCAGUCCAUUUCCAUCUACGAGGUGCCCAACAUGAACCUGCUCGGCCGCACAUCCGUGAAGGUUGAGGGUGUCAACGACUUUGAGUGGUCCCCCGCCGCUGUUACCCGCGAGGGUGUCAAGACAUACGAGCAGCUUCUCUGCUUCUGGACUCCCGAGAUCGGUAGCAACCCCGCCCGUGUCGCCAUGAUGAGUGUUCCCUCCAGGGAGAUUGUCCGCACCCGUAACUUGUUCAACGUUUCCGAUGUCAAGAUCCACUGGCAAUCCCAGGGUGCCUAUGUUUGCGUCAAGGUCGACCGUCACUCCAAGUCCAAGAAGUCGAUGGCCACCAACCUCGAGAUCUUCCGGGUUCGCGAGAAGGGUGUGCCUGUCGAGGUCGUCGACAGUCUCAAGGACACUGUCAUCAACUUCUCUUGGGAGCCUAACGGUUCUCGUUUCGUCCUCAUUACCAACAGCGAGGCCCCUGCCGGUGUUGCCGUUCCCCCCAAGACCGCCGUCUCCUUCUUCGCCCCUGAGAAGAAGGGCAACACUGCUGGUAACUUCAAGCUUGUUCGGACGGUCGAUAAGAAGACCAGCAACGGUAUAUACUGGUCCCCCAAGGGUCGUUUCGUCGUUGUCGCCACCGUUCACUCCCAGUCCAACUUCGAUCUCGACUUCUGGGACAUGGACUUUGAGGGUGAGAAGAACGAGGCUGAGAAGGAUCUUGCCGCCAACCUCCAGUUGAUGAAGACCGUUGAGCACUACGGUGUGACCGACAUUGAGUGGGACCCCACAGGUCGCUACGUGGUCAGCAGUGCUAGUGUGUGGACUCACUCUAUGGAGAACGGCUGGAACUUGCACACUUUCUCCGGAAACACCCUUUCCGAGAACCCUACCGAGAAGUUCAAGCAGUUCCUCUGGCGCCCACGCCCCCCUACCUUGCUCAGCAAGGAAGAGCAGAAGCAGGUGCGCAAGAACCUGCGUGAGUACUCCAAGGAGUUCGACGAGGAGGACCGUUACGCCGUGGAUAUCGCCAAUACCGCCGUUGUCGAGCAGCGCAAGCGCGUGCUCAGCGAGUGGCUCGCCUGGCUGCGCCGGGAGAUGGAGAUUCAAACCGAGGAGCGGGAAGCCUUCGGUCUGCCCGAAGAUGCCGAUUCCCCCAAGCUAGCCAAGGAUGCUCGUGCUGGCAACCAGCAAGAGGGCGACACCAUUGUGGAGGAGAUUGUGGAGGAGAUCAUCGAGGAGACCGAGGAGGUCAUUGGUUGA
Messenger RNA from Penicillium subrubescens, 2229 nucleotides. RefSeq names its product translation initiation factor eIF3 core subunit b (gene EifCb). Gene Ontology annotation, cellular component: eukaryotic translation initiation factor 3 complex. Lineage: Eukaryota; Fungi; Ascomycota; Eurotiomycetes; Eurotiales; Aspergillaceae. The transcript has 4 exons. Gene Ontology annotation, molecular function: translation initiation factor activity; translation initiation factor binding; RNA binding. Bases 1 to 2229 code for a protein of 742 amino acids. Gene Ontology annotation, biological process: translational initiation. The record is from RefSeq and is a predicted model, not a curated record.